This is a messenger RNA of Microplitis mediator, 4820 nucleotides long. RefSeq lists its product as uncharacterized. The record is from RefSeq and is a predicted model, not a curated record. Gene Ontology annotation, cellular component: cytoskeleton. The transcript has 8 exons. Bases 194 to 4756 code for a protein of 1520 amino acids. Gene Ontology annotation, molecular function: protein binding. NCBI's taxonomy places the organism in Eukaryota, Metazoa, Arthropoda, Insecta, Hymenoptera, Braconidae.
UCAUGAUGCAGUUAAUGACAUUAAACUCGUUAUUGAUGUUCGAUCUUGUAUUUCUAUUCUUCCUGUUCCUCGUGGGUGUAUCAUGUUUAGUUUACUAUUUACCUGGAAGCCGCGGCUCAAUAUCCCUUACCCACGAGAUUAUUAACGCGAGAGUACCUCCGCGUGAUGAUCAACCCCUCGAUGAUGUGUAAGAAUGUCAGUAGAUACAGGAAGUACAGUACUUCCGGUUUUAGCUGGAGACAUUCUUGCACUCAGGGGAACAGGAUUGGCCGCUGCCGAGACAUGGGCUCUUCUCUGCCAAGCUGCCCAGGCCCUCCAAGACUUAUUUCUUUCCAACAGCGGAGUUGUUGGAAGCGGUUCGCGGGCGGGGCCGGUGGUGACUCCUCACACACUUGAACUCACACCCCGGGGUAGAGUUAUAUUGCAGAUGGCGUCUCCGGAAACAGCUCGAGCGUAUUUACCACCAGAAUAUAGGCCCGGUCGUUUGUAUUCAGACACUGAAUCCGAAAAAAUGUGGAUGUACUCGCUGGGCCGUGCGUUAUUGGAUACCACCCCACGGGUCGCUGCCCUAACAGGUUCAGUGUCAGUUUCACCGCCUUCGGCACUACAGUCUGUUUUAGCAGCUAUGAUUGAACCGGAUCCGCAGCGACGUGCUUCUCUCAUGAAUCUUCUUGAUGUAAUAUCAGAGUAUUGUCGUACGCGUAUGUUGUCAAAGCCUUUUACUCGCAUAGUAAUGGACAUGUAUCGUGAAGUUAUAAGAUCACCUCAGUACAUAGCCCGUAACCGGGCAGCAUCCUCACGUCAAUUACAUCCUCAUCGUUGGAAUCAACGUACCGAAAACAAUGAAAAAUCAAUUCCCCAAAGCUGUAACUAUACAAAGCCUCACCACGUCAAAGGACAGAUUUUCAAAGCGCAAUCACGCAAUUCACGAUCUCAUCCCAAUCUUCCGAGUGUCCUCGAGCCAUCAACUCUGCACCUCACAAAACAUCAAUUUAAAUCCCAAACAGAUAUUAAAUCCAACGGGCCGUUAUUAACAGACAAAACGAAUCACAUUCGAACAAAUUCACAGCCGAUUUAUUCCGAGUGUCCGAAUAAACCCCCCAAUGAAUCGGAGAUGCGAAAUAUAACGAAACGUAAAAACGAUGAAAAGAUUCAAAAUAGCGUUUACAGUGAACCGAUAUAUGCUUUUCCAAUGAAACCAUUCCUUAGCUCACAGGACGUGCGCGUUAACGGUCUGACUGUCAAACAACAUCAUCCGAAUCAGAAUAGUCAUUAUGUGCGGCCGAUUACGACCAGACUUAAUUUAGACUCUGUGAUAAACAAUAACCCCAAUUACAACACAAACCCUCAAGCCCACAAUAAAGAUCCCCCUCAUAUUGGCCAAGUGCCAUUUCGCAGCGUAGAAAUUAUUCCCGGCGCUACUUCAUCCCGACAAAAUCGCCCGCCCCAAACUUCGUUGCAUCGACAGUAUUCAAGCCCGCAAAUUCUCAGUCGGAAUUUAGCAGCUAAAAAUUUACGAAGCAAUUCAGUGGAGUCUAUAAUUGAGUCUCAAAAACAAUAUCAUAAUCAACAACAAAACGUCUGUCAGAAUCCGGAUGUAAAAUAUUACAAACAAGAGGAACAAAAAAAUAAUAAUGAACAAAUACAAUGUCAUCAAGAACCCACUUACAAUGUUAAAUCUUCAGCAGUAGUUAACAACGCAAUGACAAAUUACUCGCAUCCCCUCGCUUUACCCGAGCCUCCCAGUAACCCACCGCCACCUAAACCACCUCGGAAUCUCCAAGUACGAAAUGGGCCAAGGGCUCGUCGUGGUAAACCCGUACAACGAGCCCCAUCACGGUUAUAUCGAGCACUCAGUGGUCCAGUACGUUGUCUAAACAAGACACAAUGUGUCGGUCCGGAAUUUGUAGUACGAGCUAAUCAACCGUCAAAAUUCCUCAAAAUUGGCGAUCCUAAGGGCAACAAUGUAGGCCGUCUGGUUGUUAUCUUACUGUCCGGGCAACGGAUCGACGUCGUUUGUGACCGUAAUAGAAUAACUGCAAGUCAGUUAUUCCAGGCGAUAAUCCAGGCCGAGCAAUUGGAGGAAAAUUUUACUCUGGGGUUAGCGGCGCUAUUGGCAGGAGACUUCGCCAUGUUGCCUCCUGAAACAAAACUGCACAAAGUCGCGCCUCCUGGAUGGUUGAAUGACAAAAACAAACCCGGGCCGAUGUGUCUGCCGACAAGUUUCAUGCUCUAUUUACGGCAAAGAUUUUUCUUACCCUCAUUGCGCGGAAUCCGCAGUUGGAUUUCGAAGCAUUUGCUAUACCUACAGAUAAGACGAUGUAUUUUAGAACAGCAGCUGGUCUGCUCAGUGGCGCAGCUCGUCAAUCUGACAGGUCUUGCUCUCCAAGCGGAAUUCGGUAAUUACAAUGAAAAUGAACACGGUCGGGGAAAUUAUUUCCUACUCGAACAUUACGUGCCCGAGACAUUGAUUCUAUCAAAUUCUGAGGAGAGAUCCCAAGUGAAUUUAUCUAACGAAACACUUACAAUCCAGCUACACCAAGCGCACCAAAAUAGACGAGGUCUCGACGCAAACACCGCUGAGGAAUUAUUUAUUACUCAUGCCCAAGAACUUGAUGAUUAUGGCCUACAUCUUUACAUUGCGACGAUUGAUGCCAGGGAAUUGAACAAAAUUGUACAGCAAUUAUCCAAGGAAUCCACGUUAGCAAAAGUUAACUAUCAGGCGAACGACAGUAUCGUUAACGUCGACGGCAAAGAAAAUAUUUACGCUGUACCCAAAAACAUCAUUUCUGAUGUCAAUGGCAAAACUGUCAAAAGUAACGAUAAAAAUAACAAAGUCCGCAAAGCGGAAACGAACAUCUGGUUCGGUAUUUAUGGUCAAGGGGUUAAAUUAUUCAAACGCGCUGGUCAAGUAAGAGAAAUAAACGAAUUAGUUCGGCUGCAAUGGCGGGAUAUUCAUACACUGACUUACAGCAAAAACGGGCUGGCGAUUUACACUAAACAAAAUGGCCGCAAACACAUAAAAUUUAACCUUAAAAUGGACCACAAAAAAAGUUACUAUGCGUUCAAUCUCACGUCGUUGCAUCAUCAGUUUUUCCAAAAAUUCCGAUCGGGUCUUACGUCGCAUCAGGAUUUGAUAAAAGACUUUGGCGUCCCGCUGAUAACAGAUUCACUGGGUAACAUAAAACCCAAAAGUAAAGUUAAGGUUAAAAUUGGCAAUAAAAUAAUAGCAGCUAAUAAUAAUAAUGGGGAAAAUAAGCUUUCGUUAGAAGACUGUCAGAACAAAGAAAACGAGAAUCCGGAAAAAGAUUCAACUCCGUCACAAGUUAGCAAUGAUUCUGUUUGCUAUACACCUGAAGAUGACGCGCUCUAUGCACAAGUUGAUACGCGAUUAGAACCGGAAGGGGCACGAUUAGAGCCAGAGGGCGCUUCGCGUGAUACUGAAGAUGAAAGCGAACGUGUGCAAUUGAAUGAACGUGAUAAAUUAGAUAACUGUCGUGUUUUCAGAGAUGAAACGUACAAUUAUCAGAGCAUCGGGCAAUUGUGUAAAUCUAUUUACGAUAUACCGAAAUUAAUGUCUUCCAAUGGCUACAAGCCGACUGAUAAGAUUACGGUGCAUCCAGAAGAGCUUUAUGCGGCAAUCGAUAAGUCUGGUUGUGCUAAAAAAAAUAAAGUCCAUGUGUUUCGUUCAACGGAAUCUACAUCCGAUGCAUGGAAUAGUGAAAAUGAUGUCACUAAAAAUUAUAGCAAAAUAAAAACAUCAAGUCUUCCUAAUUCUAAUAGUAGUACGACAACGCGACAAGGACAGCAACAGCCUUCGCAACAGCAGCAACAACAGCAGCAACAAGGGUCUCGUACGCCAAGUUUACCUAGACGAUUGGGUGUUAAAAUGGGCACACGUGCAAUUUAUGGCAACAGUUUGGCGCCAAAAGAUUCUGCUGAUGAAUUUGAAUCAAUGUCACUUAAAUCUGAUUCUGUGUCUUCAAUCCGUUCAUUAGUCCAUUCAAAUGAUUCGCCGAUGACUGAAGCAUAUGUUUUAAAUGCAGACAUACGAAUUGAUGAUGAAACCUUUCAUAUUUCGAAUGACGAAACCAUGUCGACUUCCCUUAUGGCUCGGCUUGAAGAAUUGUCGUUUGUUGAAGAACGAAUUUUACGUACAAUUAAAUUAGAGAGAGGGCAUGGCGGUAGUAUCGGAUUGCAAGUGACCGAAGGGAAUGACGGCGGGGUUUAUGUCCAGGCGAUUUCAGUCGGCGGGUCUGCUGAUAUGGCGGGAAAUAUAAAUAAAGGUGAUCGAAUAGUAGCAAUAAAUGGCCAUAGUUUACUUAAUUUUCGUUAUGAAGACGCGUUAAAAAUGCUACAAAAUAGUUCUUGUCAAACGAUUGAAUUGAUUAUUUCACAAGUAAUAAAUCAUAAUAAUUAUAGUGAUAAUUAUAAUUGUAAUAAAGACAAUAUAAAGACAACCCGGCAUCAAUUACAAAGUACAAUUAAUGAUAAAUCAGAUAACUCAUUAGAUACGCAAACAACUUGUAGUUUAUCGUCAAGAUGGCUGGCGCCGUCGAAAUCAUGUGACCCGACGUCGUCAGUUCAAAAUACUUCCAGUGCUUACAGCAGCGCUGCUUCCAGUACCAUGGGCAAUUAUGAUGGCAAAAAUUUUUAUAUCGAUGGACUUACGAGUAAUGAAAUAAAUUCCGCAAGUAUACUGAUUAAUAUUGAAGACUUGGAUAUCAGCGGUACCAGUCAUCAAGUUUUUAUAUAAAUCAGGCGUUUCCUUAUCAAAAUAAUAAACAAGACUCACCAAGACGCGAUAAUAAGUCAGGUAA